UAACGGUUUUUUCUGUUAUUAUAUACGCAAAUUGAAAGUAACAUUCUUUUCUUAAAUCAUUGUUCCUUCGUAUAGUUUCUAUCAUCCAGUUAAUAGGAAGAAAAAGUGAGCCGUUUACAUUCUAGUGAUGGAAGAGUGUCCUGUGGACUCAGCGCAUGAGGAACGCAUGACCGAGCUUGGAGAGCGGAUUUCAGAUUUGAUAGCAACGCCUAAACCAUAUAUGGACAGCAUUAAACAACUUGUGUCUUUAGGUAGCAGUUCCAACACUAUUGUGUUCUCACUACUGUUAGGUAUUUUACUUGGUGCAGCUUCUUAUAUUGGAUUCCAAAGGAGAAAGAGAACCAACGAGCCACUGGAUCCCCCGGACCCUCUUCCACUUCCAAUUGGCCCCCUUUUUCCCCUUAUCCCCACACUCCCCCAUGACAAUUUUCAAACCAAAGUUGCACUACCAUCCUUUACCCGCAAUCGACAAUUUCAUUCACCCAUACAUACUCUCUCAUCACAUGACAAAUUACCAAAUGCAAUUCUUUGCUUUUUCAGUUCGUUCAUUAUUUUUUUGCGCCAUUUUACUUAAUCACUUUAAAUAUGUGUAUUUCUUUGAAUAAAAAUCUUUCUUUCUAUACUUUCGACGACUAUGUUCUCUUUUUUUAUUGGUUAGUUUUCACUUUUUUUGUUAUUAACUUUUAACAAAAAUAAUCCUUGCAUUUAUUGUGUAUUUGUAGUAUUUGUGUGUCAAUGUUGCUAUCAAAUUUUGCUUAUUAUCUUUAUUUUUGUUGUGUAUAUUUUUAGUAAAUAUUGUAAAACUAAACUAAAAAUUAUUUAUUUUUGUCAAUUUUGUGGAGAAUUAACAAAUAUAGUCUUUAAAAUUAAUUCUUUUUUUGUUUUGUUGAGUUUUAUGUGUUUAUAUAAUAAUUACUUUGAACAUUUAAUUGUAAUAGUUAAAAAUUAAGUCAUUGAUUAAAUUUUUUUUAUAAUGUUUUCAACGUUUCAAUUAACUAUAUUAAAUUGUCAUUAUAUUUUCUUUAGGAAUUUAAUAAGAAGAUUAUUUUAGAGUAAAAAUGUAUUAUGAAAGCAUGGAAACAUUAUGUAAACAGCAUGUAAUUGAACUUUCUACUACUACUAUCUCAUAAAGUUUAACUGACGUUC
Galdieria sulphuraria is the source of this 1146-nucleotide messenger RNA. Its product is annotated as cytochrome-b5 reductase. Bases 128 to 574 code for a protein of 148 amino acids. The transcript has a single exon. The record is from RefSeq and is a predicted model, not a curated record. Lineage: Eukaryota; Rhodophyta; Bangiophyceae; Galdieriales; Galdieriaceae.